Molecule: messenger RNA, 681 nt
Organism: Hibiscus syriacus
Lineage: Eukaryota; Viridiplantae; Streptophyta; Magnoliopsida; Malvales; Malvaceae
Product: B3 domain-containing protein At2g36080-like
Exons: 2
Coding region: 1-681 (226 amino acids)
Molecular function (GO): DNA-binding transcription factor activity; DNA binding
Source: RefSeq, a predicted model, not a curated record
AUGGAACCAAUACAAAGCUCCUCUCAUUUCUAUCUUGAAAACCCCCAAAACCCAGUUUUCGACGACGAAUGGGAGCCGCUGUUCCAGAAACCCUUAACACCGAGCGACGUCGGCAAGCUGAACCGGCUUGUUAUCCCCAAAAACCACGCGGAGAAGUACUUCCCACUCGGCGGCGGUGACUCGGGUGGGUUGCUAAUGAGUUUCGAGGACGAGUCGUGCAAGCGUUGGAGCUUCCGUUACUCCUACUGGAACAGUAGCCAAAGCUACGUGUUGACCAAAGGCUGGAGCAGAUACGUCAAAGAGAAGAAACUCCAUGCUGGUGACAUUGUUUUGUUUCAACGACACCGUCCGGAUUUUGGUCGGUUAUUUAUAGGGUGGAACAGGCGCAGUGCUGCAGCGGAGGAGGAUGGCGGCAGUGCCGGUGGCAAUGAGCGGUGGGGUACUUGGGGAUUAGGCCAUCCUUAUCUUGAGGCUCAUGUACCAUACCAACCCGGCUGUCUUCAUGCAGGUAUGUUAUAUACAUUAGAUAUAUUUUUUUCAGAUGGGAACCCAAAGAGGCUGCUACGGCUAUUCGGGGUGGACGUUGAGUGCCAACUCGAUGUCUCCGAACCAUCCACGCCAGAAAGCUCGUCGGUGUCAAGUCAAUGUCAGUCCACCCACCUGUUUUACUCUCACUCCUAA